This is a messenger RNA of Podospora bellae-mahoneyi, 3072 nucleotides long. It is a transcript of the gene PSY2, whose product is annotated as Platinum sensitivity protein. Gene Ontology annotation, molecular function: protein phosphatase activator activity. Bases 703 to 3072 code for a protein of 789 amino acids. Lineage: Eukaryota; Fungi; Ascomycota; Sordariomycetes; Sordariales; Podosporaceae. Gene Ontology annotation, biological process: DNA damage response; protein dephosphorylation. Gene Ontology annotation, cellular component: nucleoplasm; protein phosphatase 4 complex. The transcript is spliced from 6 exons. The record is from RefSeq and is a predicted model, not a curated record.
CACUAAACCCCUUCGGGACCCGCUUGACCCAAGCGAUCACGCACUCCGCCCGCUUCUCCCCAUCGCAACCUUGCGCGCCUGCAGAGAGAAUCCAAUCGGCCCAAGGAAAUAAUCCAUCGCCACUCAACGCCCACUAAGGAAGAAAGCAUUCGCUGUUUGUCGCGCAUCGUUCGUCGCGACGGGGAUUUACUGAAGAGCACGCCUUGCUCCUGCGCGAUCGUCUGAGGAGCCGCUGGUCGCGUGCGCUGUCGCUCUAUCAUCUCGACAAGAAGCCGCCUGGUCUUUCCGAAACCUUAUGGCUCCCUGAACCACUCGACAUCGGAUUUUAUUUUCGACGUCACCCUCUCCACAGACCACAGGCCACAGGCCACACACCACACAACCACCACCCGAGCAACCAGUUUGACUUUUGCCCCAACUUCUGCCUACCGUACCUAUCACGCCAGCCAGCGACAGACAGUCCGUGUCCUGUCCACACCCGAGCGCCUGUCCGCCAGCCCGUUCUUCACACUUCGCUGCAGCACCGACGCGCUCCCCAUCUUUGGAGCGCGCAAACCCCAGAACAAAGUGGCGGCCCUUGCUCUCCUCAACCCGGCCGAGCCCGAGCUAUCGCAGUCGCCGCACCAUUUCGAUAUCGCACCCCACCUGCUCAGCGACACCACCCUCGACGUCGACGUCGGAGACGAGGCCAUCGAGCGCUUGAUGAUGGCACAACCCGUGCCUCAUCAGACGACGGCCGACAAGAAGCGCGUCAAGGUCUACGAGCUUCGCAACAAUGACUGGUUUGACCGCGGCACCGGUUUCUGCACCGCCUGCUUCGUCACGAUCCAGGAAGAGCAAAAAGAACCCCGCGUGAUCGUCCAGUCAGAAGACCAGCCGGACAGACUACUGCUCGAGACCAAAAUAACACCCUCAUUGUUUGGACCGACAAUGGCGUCGACAUGGCGCUUUCAUUUCAGGAGGCAGAUGGAUGCCAGGCAAUAUGAUGAUGGUCUCUCAGACGACUUGGCGAUGGACAUGCCCACCUCCAUUCAGCUCCCGCCUGCUGAGCUGGGGACGCUGAUCGAUAUAGAGAAUACCCUGCGAAACCUUUCGCAAUCCCCGUCCGGCCGCGAUGCCCUCGCCAAAGCAAUCAUGAGCGAAGACUACAUCGCCAAACUUAUUCCACUAGUAGAGAUGGCCGAGGAUAUGGAGAGCUUGGGGGACCUGCAUCAUCUCUGCAACAUCAUGAAGACGGUGGUGUUGCUGAACGACACUGGCCUCAUCGAACAUGCCGUGUCUGACGAGUGUGUUCUGGGAGUUGUGGGUGCGAUGGAGUACGAUCCCGAUUUUCCGACGCACAAGGCGAACCACCGGCAGUGGUUGAACAACCAGGGGCGGUAUAAGGAGGUGGUUAGGAUCCAGGAUGACCAAGUGCGACGCAAGAUCCAUCAGACCUACCGACUACAGUACUUGAAGGACGUUGUGCUUGCUAGGAUCCUGGACGACCCUACCUUUUCAGUCCUCAACUCGCUCAUCUUUUUCAAUCAGGUCGAGAUCGUGCAGCACCUCCACAUGACGCCCGGUUUCAUGACGGAUCUCUUUACCGUGUUUGGCGACCCGACUGUGCAGCCGCUGCGCAAAAAGGAAGCCGUCAUUUUCAUCCAGCAAAUGUGCGCCAUCUCGAAGAACCUCCAACCACCUGCCCGCCAAGGACUCUAUGGCAACUUCCUCCAGCAAGGACUUGUUCCCGUUAUCAAUUACGGGCUUAGGCACCCUGACGUGACGGUCCGGGUUGGUGCUACAGACAUUCUCGGCUCCAUACUCGAGUUUGACCCCUCCAUGAUCCGAAAGACCGUCUACGAGCAGACCCAUAGAAAACAAGCGCCCCUGACCGACGCCCUCAUCGAUCUCCUCCUCGUCGAAGUGGAUCUGGGGAUCAAGUCGCAACUUACAGAGUCACUCAAGGUGCUUCUAGACCCAAAUGUUCCCGGCAGCGGCCCCCCUCCAGAAAAUAGAGAGGGCUUCAUGCCCAAGGGAAAACAUCAGGUUUCUUCGGAUCCCCAGCAAGACGCAUUCAUUGCCCACUUUUAUGAGCACUCGGUCGCCAAGCUGUUCAAGCCGCUGCUUGACCUGGAGAAGAGGCCUAACAUGAAGUUUAAUGCCCUCGAAGAUGGGAUUUUCGGGUACUUGAACGAGAUUCUCUGCUUUUACAUCAGGCAUCACACUUUUCGGAGCAAGCACUUUGUGUUUGACCACAACAUUGCGUCUAGGUUUGGGCAGCUUCUUGCCUGCAAACAGAAGCACCUCCAGCUUGUUGCGAUCCGCUUCUUCCGCCACCUCAUCCUCCUCCGUGACCCUUUUUUCACCAAACACCUAUCCGACAGGCGAAUUUUCGGCCCAGUCUUGGACACGCUGCUGCGGACGCUGCCGCGGGACAAUCUCUUGUCUUCGGCGUGCCUGGACUUUUUCACGUCGAUUAAUUAUGAGGGGGAUCGGGAGUUGGCCAGGCACAUUAUGGAGAAUUACCGGGAGAAGGUAGUGGCGCUGAGCCAUAUUGAUUACUUUAGGGGGAUGUUGAUGAGGUGGGAUCAAAGCCGGGGGUAUACGGUUAGUGAGGUGGAUGAGGAGGACGAGGGUGGUGGGGGGGAUGCGGUGAUGACGACGACGACGACGACGACGACGACAGCUGUGGAUGGGGGAUGGAGUGAGUCAAAGGAGAAUGAGAAGCCGGUGGUGCCGAGUACGCCGCCGCCGGAAAGGUUAUCGGAGAAGAGGAGGAGGGAGGAGGAUGAGGAUGACGCGCUGGAUAAGCUGAUGCAGCAUAAGAGGAGGAAUAGCAGUAGUGCGGGGAAUAAUUCUUCGUUGGGGUCGUCAGGGGUGGGGGGGAUGUUGAGGAAGAAGGGGAGUUUUCACAACAAUAACAGUGGGAAGGCGAGGAGUCGAGAGGGGAGUCCGAAUGGAGGAGGAGGGGGUGGACAGAAGAAGAUUGCGAUUAGUAUUGCGCCUGUUUUGAAGACGGCGGUUGUGAGGGCGGGGAGUCCGGCGGCGGAAGAGAGAGGGAGGGAAGUGAGGGGUGGGGCUGGGAUUUAA